AUGGCCGACACCGAGGCCAUGCCGACCUUUGGGUCUGAACUCAAGGAUGGCUUCAAGCCGGCCAACGCCUGGGUCGCCAACGGUAUAGCCUGGCUCGACGACAUUCAGGGCUUCUACCGCGAGCGUAGUGCCAUCGAGAAGGAGUACAGCGCCAAGCUCAAUGCGCUCGCCAAGAAGUACUUUGAGAAAAAGACCAAGAAGUCGUCCAGUCUGAGUGUCGGCGACACCCCGGCCAUGACUCCCGGCUCGCUCGAAAAUGCCUCGUUGACGAUUUGGACCACGCAUCUCUCGACCCUCGAAGCGCGAGCCGACGAGCACGAAAAGUAUGCCAACGACCUCGUCAACAAGGUUGCGGAGCCUCUCAAGAACCUCGGUGCCCGCUUUGAGGAUCUGCGCAAAAGGCAUGGCGAGUAUGCUGCCAAGCUGGAAGCCGAGCGGGACUCUUCCUACGCGGAUCUGCGCAAGGUCAAGGGAAAGUACGAUGCGGCCUGCCAGGAGCUCGAAAGCAAGCGCAAGAAAUCCGAGUCAUCAUUUGACAAGGCCAAGGCCCAAAGCCAGUACCAGCAGCAGACUCACGAGAUGAGCAAUGCGAAGAACACCUAUCUCAUUGCCAUCAAUGUUACCAACAAACAGAAGGAGAAAUACUACCACGAAUACGUCCCGGAGCUGCUCGACAGCAUGCAGGACCUUUCGGAAUUCCGCACGAUACGCCUCAAUGCUCUGUGGACGAUGGCAAACACACUUGAAAAGAGCAUGCUCGAUCAGAGCUCAGGGCUUGUAGAUCAUGUCACUCAGGAAGUGACCCGAAACCAGCCUCACCUUGACUCGAUGAUGUACAUCCGCCACAACAUGGGCGCCUUCCAGGAACCGCCGGACAAGGGCUUCGAACCCAGCCCAGUGUGGCACGACGACGACUUGAUGGUGACCGAUGAACAAGCCAAAGUGUUCUUGCGAAACGUCCUCAACAAGUCCAAGGGCCAACUGGGAGAUCUGCGACGUGAAGUCGACAAGAAGAGACGAGAGGUGGAAGGUGUUAAACGAAUCAAGCAAGAGGUUCGCGAAGGCCGAGGGAAGAAUGACGAGGUGACUGUGAUCUCACAGAUAUUUGCCCUACAGGAAGCUCUACACCAAGUGGAGCGGAAGAGAAUCUCUGCCGAGGUCGAAACGUCAACUAUCACCUCAGUGGUGGGAGAUGUCACCCUGGGUGCCAAGAACCACAACUUCAAGGCGCAGACGUUCAAGAUUCCCACCAACUGCGAUCUUUGCGGAGAAAGGAUAUGGGGCCUGUCCGCGAAAGGCUUCGAUUGCCGUGAUUGCGGCUACACGUGUCAUAACAAGUGCGAGAUGAAGGUCCCCGCUGAGUGUCCAGGCGAGCUGAACAAGGACGAGCGGAAAAAGUACAAGGCGGACCGUCAGUCAGCUGCGGGCGCGCUUUUGUCGCCUUCGGCUGCGAAGUCGACAGAUCAGGUCUCGGAAUUGCCAGAUCUCACGCGAUCCAACACCAUGACGUCUCUAAGCUCCGGCUAUGCGGCGAGCGCACAUAGGUCUAUAAGUGGUCCUGUUACCUCUGCACCGCGGUCUCCUGUCGAGGAAACUCCACCCGAAGCCCCGGCGCCAAGCACGAGGCCUGCCCCUUCGGCGGGGAGGAAGAAUAGGAUCAUGGCUCCGCCCCCAACGGCAUACAUCACGGAGGGCAAUGGUGGACCAACCAAUGGAUCAGCAGCGAGUAGGGUGACGGAACAGAAGGGCAAAAUGCUCUACGGCUUUGAUGCGAAUGGCGACGGAGAGAUCUCGGUCGCUGAAGGCAAGGAAGUGUCCGUCCUUGAACCCGAUGAUGGAUCUGGCUGGGUCAAGGUUCGCAAUGGCUACAAGGAAGGCUUGGUGCCAGCAACCUAUAUAGAAGUAUUUGCCGCGCCGAUUAUGCCGCAAGACACGGGCUCAUCCCUUGGCAAUCGACCGCCAUCAACGUACUCAAACUCUGGGUCAUCCAUCGGCACCACAGGGCCUGCUGGCAAGAAGAAGGGCCCGGCUGUCGCCCCACGCAGAGGAGCCAAGAAGCUCAAAUAUGUUGUUGCCCUGUACGACUACACGGCACAGAGUGAUACCGAGCACAGCAUGGCAGAAGGUGAGAGGUUUGUCCUCAUCAAGGAAGACCCGGGAGACGGUUGGGCAGAAGUAGAGAAGGGUGGUGCCACCAAAAGCGUUCCUGCGAGCUACGUGCAAGUAGAGUAG
Molecule: messenger RNA, 2232 nt
Organism: Microdochium trichocladiopsis
Lineage: Eukaryota; Fungi; Ascomycota; Sordariomycetes; Xylariales; Microdochiaceae
Product: actin polymerization protein Bzz1
Exons: 3
Coding region: 1-2232 (743 amino acids)
Biological process (GO): regulation of actin filament polymerization
Molecular function (GO): protein binding
Source: RefSeq, a predicted model, not a curated record